Messenger RNA from Monoraphidium neglectum, 588 nucleotides. RefSeq names its product tRNA pseudouridine synthase A. The transcript has 2 exons. The record is from RefSeq and is a predicted model, not a curated record. NCBI's taxonomy places the organism in Eukaryota, Viridiplantae, Chlorophyta, Chlorophyceae, Sphaeropleales, Selenastraceae. Gene Ontology annotation, molecular function: RNA binding; pseudouridine synthase activity. Gene Ontology annotation, biological process: tRNA pseudouridine synthesis. Bases 1 to 588 code for a protein of 195 amino acids.
AUGACCAGCUCCGUCGCUGCGUGCGUGGCGGCGGGAUGCUUGGCAGCAGCGGCGGCGGCGUUUGGGCACCUGGCCGGCUCGUGCGGCAGCAUUGCACCGGCGCGCGCCGCCAGCGCGGGCAGCAGCGCCGGCGCUGAUGGCGGCACCCUGGGCGGCCUCGCCCGUGGCGCUGCUAGCGCAGGCGCCGCCGCCGCCGCGCCCGCCGCGGUGCCGCCGCCGCAGCUGGCGCCGGACAUUGGCACCCACAGCUUCCGCCUGCUGAUCGCGUACGACGGCACCGACUACAGCGGCUGGCAGCUGCAGCCGCACGCGCCCACCGUCCAGCUGCACCUCGAGCGCGCGCUGACCACGGUACUGCGGGAGCCGCGGGAGACGCUCUGCGUGAUCGCGGCCGGCCGCACCGAUGCGGGCGUGCACGCGGCCGGGCAGGUAGUGCAGUUCCGCACCAACAGGCCGCGGGCGGUCGACCCGGCGCGGCUGCCGAAGCGGCUCAACUCGCUGCUGCCGCACAACAUCCGCGUGUCUGGGGCGGCGGCGACGGCGCCGGACUUCCUCGUCACCAGCUGCGCCACCGGCAAGGCGCGCUGA